CUCCGGAUUCUUCCAGUUGGAGAUUCAAUCACCUACGGCUUUCUGAGCGACCAAGAUGGAGGUGAUGGAAAUGGAUACAGGCUGCAACUUCGGCAGCAUCUAUCAAAGGACAGAGUUGUGUUUGCAGGCACAGAGACGUCAGGCAACAUGACGGAUGGCUAUUAUCUAAUUGUUUCAUCCUCACUCCAUCGCCAGGCUGCUUGGAACGGCAAAACGAUCCAAUACAUCUCGGACCACGUCACACCCUCGCUUGAGCAACGCCCAAACAUCAUACUGCUUCACGCCGGGACAAACGACAUGAAUCCCAACGGCGCCAUUUCCAGAGAGGGCCACGACCCAGUAGCUGCGUCUGAGCGUCUAGGGAGCCUGGUUGACAAGAUGACGACCUUGUGUCCAGACGCCGUCAUCCUCGUCGCCAUGAUCAUCGGGACUUGCAAUGACGAGCAAGCUCCGCAGACAAAGGUGUUCCAGUCGCUGAUCCCCAACGUGGUAGCACCCAGGCUCGAAUCUGGGAAGCACGUGCUGGCGGUGGACUUUUCGACUUUUCCGCUCGACAAGCUGAGGGACUGCAUUCAUCCCACAAAUGAAGGAUAUCAUCUUCUCGGAUACUACUGGUAUGACUUUAUCGCUCAGAUUCCGCGGGACUGGAUCACGGCUCCGGUGGGAGAAGAUCCCCAGAGGCCGGAAGAGCAGAAUCUCGCCAUGCGACUUGAGACGGACCUG
Trichoderma reesei QM6a is the source of this 723-nucleotide messenger RNA. RefSeq lists its product as uncharacterized. Gene Ontology annotation, molecular function: phosphatidylcholine lysophospholipase A1 activity. The annotation marks the transcript as partial. The transcript is spliced from 3 exons. The record is from RefSeq and is a predicted model, not a curated record. NCBI's taxonomy places the organism in Eukaryota, Fungi, Ascomycota, Sordariomycetes, Hypocreales, Hypocreaceae.